AUGUCGGACAGCUGGGGCAGCACCCCGACCUCCCUGCGCAUCGACGACCUCCUGAUGGAGGUGGACGCGCAGAUCAAGCUCCUCGAUCAACGCGUCGCUUCCUGCGCGCUCCAGCUGCAGUUUGUGGCAGAUGUCGAAAAGCUGCAAGACCUGGUGGGGGCAGCGAUGGAGGCGAAUCAGCGUGCCGCCGACUUGUGGGAGCUGCAGCUGCUGCUGAUGGAUCAAAGGAGGAAGGAAGGAAGCUCUGCCCAUGUGCCCAAAGCAGUCUUCGAGAUCCUGUGGAGCUCGUCCCAAAGGGCUUGUGAAGAGCCCGUUGCCAGAAUCUGA
Messenger RNA from Ostreobium quekettii, 327 nucleotides. The record is from the annotation of a GenBank genome assembly. NCBI's taxonomy places the organism in Eukaryota, Viridiplantae, Chlorophyta, Ulvophyceae, Bryopsidales, Ostreobiaceae.